GCCCGAAAGAGUGUACGCCAGUGAGGAGGCCGCCUAGCAAGCCAUCCAAGCCCACGCUUCGGUCAACGGCUACAAGAUGGUUAGAAAUGGCCACAGUUCGGGCCGUGCCCGCUUCCGCUGCGCCAAGGGACGCAAGUACAAGCCUCGCCGGGGGUGAUUUGUACGAGCCGGGAACAGCGGCGCCACGCGCAAGCGCGCGCAUUAUUGACGGAUUAGAUGUUCUGGAUCCCGACUUCGAAGACGACCACGAUGCUGCGCUGUCCGUCGCCAACGUUGCCGCCAGCGAGGCUCGCCAGGAUGCUGCUAACCCGCAGUAGCUGACAAUCGCAAGCAGCUGCAUGGAGCACACUGCUAAGCCGUAAAUGUGUAGUUCAUAGUCAGUACCUUCAAGAAUAUCACAAAAGCAAUGGGAACGAGCUCAUGUUAUUUGCGUUGACUUCAAU
Molecule: messenger RNA, 443 nt
Organism: Parathielavia appendiculata
Lineage: Eukaryota; Fungi; Ascomycota; Sordariomycetes; Sordariales; Chaetomiaceae
Exons: 1
Coding region: 87-317 (76 amino acids)
Source: RefSeq, a predicted model, not a curated record